UCCACCCCACACCUCUCCAUUCAAAACUUGUCAUCUUCCAUCUACAGAAGACAUUUUCCUCCACCACCUCUCCACACAAUAUCCGUCACCCUCCACAUCUACAGACGACUUUGACUUCCUCCUCCACUGCCCCCUCUCCCUACAAUACACGUUGACAUUGCCCUUCUCCACCAUCCCACACCUUGCCAUACAAUACACAUCACCUUCCAACAGUUUUUCGUAUAAUAUACAUCACCCUCCAUCUGCAGACGAUAUUGGCCUCUUCCACCACCCUACACCUCUCCAUCCAUCUACAGAAGAUAUUGCCUGUCUUCACCACCCCACAAUUCUUUGUACAAUAUACGUCACCUUCCAUCUACAGAAGACAUUGGCCUCCUCCACCACCCCACAAUUCUUUGUACAAUAUAUGUCACCUUCCAUCUACAGAAGACAUUGGCCUCCACCAACCUCACCUCUUCAUACAAUAUACGUCACCUUCCAUCUACAGAAGACAUUGGCCUCCACCACCUCACCUCUUCAUACAAUAUACGUCACCUUCUAUCUACAGAAGACAUUGGCCUCCACCCCGCACCUCUUCAUACAAUAUACAUCACCUUCUAUCUACAGAAGACCUUGGCCUCCACCCCACACCUCUUCAUACAAUAUACGUCACCUUCUAUCUACAGAAGACAUUGGCCUCCUCCCCUCACCUCUUCAUACAAUAUAUGUCACCUUCUAUCUACAGAAGACAUUGGCCUCCACCCCACACCUCUUCAUACAAUAUAUGUCACCUUCUAUAUCUACAGAAGACAUUGGCCUCCACCCCACACCUCUUCAUACAAUAUAUGUCCCCUUCUAUCUACAGAAGACAUUGGCCUCCCCCCCACACCUCUUCAUACAAUAUACGUCACCUUCUAUCUACAGAAGACAUUGGCCUCCACCCCACACCUCUUCAUACAAUAUAUGUCACCUUCUAUCUACAGAAGACAUUGGCCUCCACCCCACACCUCUUCAUACAAUAUAUGUCACCUUCUAUAUCUACAGAAGACAUUGGCCUCCACCCCACACCUCUUCAUACAAUAUAUGUCACCUUCUAUCUACAGAAGACAUUGGCCUCCACCCCACACCUCUUCAUACAAUAUAUGUUACCUUCUAUAUCUACAGAAGACAUUGGCCUCCACCCCACACCUCUUCAUACAAUAUAUGUCCCCUUCUAUCUACAGAAGACAUUGGCCUCCCCCCCACACCUCUUCAUACAAUAUAUGUCACCUUCUAUCUACAGAAGACAUUGGCCUCCACCACCUCCCCCUUCUCCUAAUGUAUCUGCAAUGUGCCUUUAACUUGAUCCUCGUCCCAAGCCGCCACUCCCUCCCUUCAGUUUGGUGAUAUCUAUUGAGAUUUGUCUACGUCUAGUAGAGUGGACCGUGCUUACGAGUGUUUUGUCUUUCCUUGAAUGUCCGAGCACUUCUGUUUACUUGAUUAUUGUCCGGCGUACAACCUGUCACUGACUUGGAUCAAUAAAUGGGCCCCAUGGGCAUAAACGAGCAAU
Messenger RNA from Rana temporaria (common frog), 1528 nucleotides. RefSeq lists its product as uncharacterized. The record is from RefSeq and is a predicted model, not a curated record. The coding region runs from base 407 to 1297 and encodes 296 amino acids. Lineage: Eukaryota; Metazoa; Chordata; Amphibia; Anura; Ranidae. The transcript is spliced from 3 exons.